AAUUUAUGAGAGAUAUGUAGAUAGAUAGACCUUCUCAUUCAUUCAUCAUUCUACUCAGAAAUUGUUUAAAUUUAGUUUUCUAUAGACACUCAAACUAGACAGAACACAAAAUGCAGCCAUUAUCAGGAACUUUUUACGAUGCAAGCGAAAAAAUCUGGCAUGGACCCAAAAGAAAGGAUUUAUAUAAUUCUAAAUUAACAGUGGGCGAAGUGGCCAUAGAGCAAUUAAGACAAAAUCCUCACAAGAUUAUACAAAUUAUGGAUUCAACAGGAGAAACCUUAACAGCACAAGAGCUAGUGGAUUAUUCUUUAAAUUUGUCUAGAAAUUUGCUGAGUUUGGGUCUAAAGCCUAAAGAUGUUAUAGGACUUUAUGCUCAAAAUAGUACUCACGUAGCCACCGUAAUGUUGGCCUCAUUUUUAUGUGGUACACCGGUAAAUGCCUUAUUUCCAGCAUUUGAUGUGGAAAAUGUUGCCCUGAUUUACAAUAAUACCAGACCAAAAGUUAUAUUCUGUGAUGUUGAAAAUUAUGAAAAUGCCCGAACAGCAAAUGAUAAUUUAAACCUAAAUGCUUUGAUUUAUUUAAUGAAUGGUGAAAUUGCUGGUGUAAGGAAUAUUAAGGAACUAUUGGAAUGUGAUCAUAAAUUAACAAAUGGUGAAUUGUCUGCUUUUCGAUUGCCCUGUUUGGAUAUGAAUGGCGAUGAUACUGCUAUCAUAUUGUGUUCAUCGGGUACUACUGGCACUCCAAAGGGCGUAAUGUGUUCACAUUAUGGGUUGCUUAAUAAGGAUUUAUAUCCAAAUACAACUGUCGACUCUGUGGUAUUCAAUUUCAGUACCAUGUAUUGGGCUUCUGGAGUUUUAACUCUUCUCUCAUCCCUGUUCCAUUGUUUAACACGUGUCAUCACCAAUAAACCAUUUACACCCGAAUACUUUCUAUACUUAGUAGAAAAAUACAAAAUCACUCAUUCCCUCUGCACUGGUUCGCAAAUGGCGGAAUUAGUUAUAAAUAUUGCACCCUCGAAAAUAAGAAAAUCUCUUAGAUCUAUUGAUUCUUUGAUGUGUGGUGGUUCUAAAGUACCCGAAAUUGUACAAAAGAAAAUGGUGGAUAUUUUAUCAGAGAAUCCAAAACGUCCAGGAUUUUUGGUGGCCUAUGGUAUGUCAGAGCUAUGUGGUUGGUUGUCAUUGAGUGGUGCUUAUCCAUAUGAGUUUGGCGAGCUGUCUGAGGGUAAAUUGGCACCAAAUGACAAAGUUCGUAUAGUCGACAAGCUGGGUAACUUUUUGGGUCCCAAUGAAAGUGGUGAAAUAUUGGUAUGUUCACCCUAUAGAUUUGUGGGUUAUUUCAACAAUCCAGAAGCCACGCAAAAAGCCCUAAAUGGUGAUUGGCUUUAUUCUGGCGAUAUUGGUUAUUUCGAUGAACAAGGCUUUUUGCAUGUGUGUGGUCGUGAUAAGGAUGUAUUUAAAUCUUUUAAUUUUCAAAUUUAUCCCCAAUUAAUUGAGGAUUACAUAUUGAAAAUCCCCGGUGUUGCUGAGGUUUGUGUGGUUGGUAUACCCGAUUUGGUGGCUUCAAAUUUGACAGCAUGCGUUGUAGUACGUAAACAAGAUGAAAGUGGUUUAGCUCUAACGGCCGAGGCUAUCGAUCAAUAUAUUAAAGAUAAUAUGGCAAAUAUGUAUCAUUUGAAAGGUGGUGUGUAUUUUGUGGACUCUCUACCAAAAACUGGUUCCGAUAAAAUUCAAAGAAAGCUGGUGUUAGAUUUAAUAAAUAAAUCUUGAAAUGUUAUUAAUUGCAGGAGCAUUAUUACAAAUACAUAAGAAUAGCGAUUGUAAUUUUCGACAUUUUCCAAAUAUAUUUUUCAAAAGUAUUUAACUCUUUGUUAAUUUAAAUGUUUGUUUUGAACUUUUUUAAAAAUAAAUAAAAUUAAUUUAUU
This is a messenger RNA of Lucilia cuprina (Australian sheep blowfly), 1921 nucleotides long. RefSeq names its product probable CoA ligase CCL7. Lineage: Eukaryota; Metazoa; Arthropoda; Insecta; Diptera; Calliphoridae. The transcript is spliced from 3 exons. Gene Ontology annotation, biological process: fatty-acyl-CoA biosynthetic process; long-chain fatty acid metabolic process. The coding region runs from base 111 to 1766 and encodes 551 amino acids. The record is from RefSeq and is a predicted model, not a curated record. Gene Ontology annotation, molecular function: long-chain fatty acid-CoA ligase activity.